AUGGCUUUGCUUGCGGUGAUCGCGAAUCAAGACGAUGGGACCAAAAGAUGUGCCGGCUUGGAUGUUCCGAGAGGUUGCAGCAUGAAGAGGAGAAUAAGCAUACCACAGGUGAUGCCAACAAUGACGGGUCUGCUCAGAUCAGCCCUCACAACAUGGAUGCCUUGGACCACACUGAGGACAGAUUCGGCUGGUGCUAAGACGCUGCCAGCCAUCGUCAUUGAAAUACACAAUAUGCCGACAAUCUUGAGUAUUACCUUUGCAAUGCCGCUUUCUUCGAGAAAGUCUGGAGUUCGUCUUCCCGCCGGGGACAAUUAG
Molecule: messenger RNA, 315 nt
Organism: Fusarium redolens
Lineage: Eukaryota; Fungi; Ascomycota; Sordariomycetes; Hypocreales; Nectriaceae
Exons: 1
Coding region: 1-315 (104 amino acids)
Source: RefSeq, a predicted model, not a curated record